UGUAAAGAGGUUUAAGACAAACUGAACUUAUUACAAAGAGUUCGUACUGAGGGAUUUCACCUGUCGUCUCUACUGAAUCCCAACUGGACAGGAACCUCAUUGCUCACAAUAUCACUCACCACAAAGCAAGAUCUCUCACCAAGUGCAAGAUUCUGAACACCAGAGAGCUGCAGAGAAAAGAACAAUCUGCUCUUUAAGAUAACAAUUAAUUCCUUUGCUUGAACACAAGAGAACAUUCUAUCAUGAAUAACUAUUGCAUAGUGAAACAAAUAAUCUUCCUAUUAAUAUUAAUACAGAUUGCACCUCCAUUAUCUGCCUUCGGAUAUGCAAAAUGUUUUUUGGCCUUUGAGAACCCACAAUAUGCAAACUGCAUAGGACAAAGGGUUGUAAAUUUGAUCAAAGCUGUUCAACAUCUCCCCAAUACAACACAAUGGCUAAAUGUAUCACAAAAUGAAAUAGUUGUUGUAGAACAAAAUACUUUUUUCCAUUUGCCCAAUCUUCUACAGCUUCAGUUAAACAGAAACCGAAUCCAAACAGUUCAGUCAGGGGCAUUCCAGAAUUUAAAGAAUCUUCUUUUUCUGGACCUAAGUUACAAUUCCAUAGAAAGUUUGGACAAUUGGGACAUGAAUGAUUUGACAGAACUGAGGAUUCUCAAAAUUGGUCAAAACAAGAUAAGAACAAUACAAAGCACGAGUUUGACAGUGUUGUAUCAUUUACAAGAACUUGACUUGUCUUUUAAUAAUAUUACUAAACUAACAAAUGUAGCAGAAGCUGUAAACAAUUUAGCUGAGAUCUCCACACUGAACCUGAGCUCGAAUUUUUUGGCCAGUUUAUCUACGGCUCAGACAUUCAUAUCAAUGCACUCAUUAAACAUUUUAGAUUUAAGCAAUAAUACAAUUAAUGUAUUUGACCUCAGUUAUUUGUAUAUGCCCAAUCUGACUUCUCUGAAGGUCAUACAAAAUAAUAUGAGUGCUAUCAAUGUUAGCUCCUUUUCAAAUGUACCAGAGUUAACUAAAAUAAUGUUUGAUGAAAACCCAUUGAACAUUUCUUCCCUUCUGGGAAUCCAUCUACCUAAUCUGAGGGAACUGCACUGGUCCAGCAUGAGACCCGCACUUGAUGAUUACUUGUCGAUUCCAUGUCAGGUUUUCCAGUCUUUACCAAAAUUACAGGUAUUGUACAUAAUGCACUCAAAGAUUUCACAUCAAAACAUUCGGAAAAUUGGCGAGUGCACCAAUCUAACAUCACUUGUUCUUUCAACAACUGCUCUUAAGACACUGACAAUUGGAGACUUUCAGAACUUUACAAAGAUUCAGGUUCUGUAUCUUAACAAGUGUAAAAUAGUUGAAAUUCAGAAAAGCGCAUGGUUUGGUCUUAAAACUCUCAAUACCUUGAUCCUAGAGAGAAACAUGCUUAAACAUUUAAAAGACAAAUUAUUUAGUUCUCUAAAUGGUCUUCAAUACUUGGACCUCUCAAAAAAUUAUUUGACGCUUCUUAAUAAUAAAGCAUUUAUUGGCUUACCCUAUCUUAAAACCCUUAUUCUGAGAGGAUGCAAAAUAGCGGCCAUUAAUGCUUAUGACUUCACCUAUUUAUAUAAACUAAAGUUUCUAGACCUCCAGGAUAACAGCAUAUCAAAAAUUAAGCUUAAGGCUUUUUACAAUCUCCGCAAACUUGAAACGCUUUUAUUGUCAGGAAACCAAAUACAGUCAAUACGGAGUAACAGUCUUGGGGACCUUAAAUCAUUGAAAAUGCUUGCAUUAGAUAAGAAUAGAAUUUAUAAAAUUUCAGAUGUCACUUUUAAAUCUUUCCACACUCUCAUCAGUCUUAAUAUCAGUCGAAAUGAGAUGAGUUUCAAUAAAAAAGAAACUCAAAGUCCCUUUAAGAAUCUCAAGAAUCUUGAAUCCUUAGAUAUGAGCUACCAAACCCAGCGCUAUAAAGAUGCUGUUUCAGAAACACUUUAUGAAGGCCUGUGUUCCCUUAAAAAGCUGUAUGUUGGAGGUAUUUCAAGUUCCUUUUUCAAAGAUGUAUCUUUUUCACAUUUGCUGAAUUUGACAGACUUUGAUAUGUCUGGGACCUUCCAUGGAGCCGAUAUGAAUUCCCUGUUGGAAUUAAUCAGAAAAUGUAGUCAAGUGAGAUAUCUUCACCUUGACUCCAACCAAAUCACAAAUCUCCCUGAAGAUACGUUUGUGAAGUUUACCUCGCUGGAAAACCUUUCUCUGAAAUACAACAAACUUAGAAACAUUAGUAAAAAUCUGGUAAAACCUUUGUCUAAUUUAAGGAAUUUGGAUCUGUAUAUGAAUCCUCUCUUAUGUUCUUGUGACAAUUACUGGUUCCAGAACUGGUCUGAAGUGAACACUCAGGUGCAGAUACCAUUUUUACAAUCAUACAGUUGUUUUGGUCAAGUAGCCCAUGAAAUUAAAUUCCUCGAAUGGGAUUCAGGUUUUUGUGGGAAUGACAUAUCUAUUUUAUUUUUCAUUGCUACAUUUGUUUUAACAUUACUGUUCUUGGUUACAACUCUUGUCGUGGUUAAACUAAAGUGGUCCAUACUUUACUUCUACCACAUGGUAAAAGUUUGGCUUCAAUGGAGAAUACAAAGGGAAAAAAGACUCUUCAUGUAUGAUGCAUAUAUCUCCUACUGCUCAGAUGACGAAGACUGGGUCAUUAAAGAACUAUUGUUCAAUUUGGAAAGAGAAGGACAACGCAAGUAUAAGCUUUGCUUCAAACCACGGGAUUUCAUGCCAGGAUCCUACCAUAUUGAUAAUAUCCAGGAUGCCAUUCACAACAGUCGCAAGACUCUGUGUGUAGUCAGUAGAGGCUAUUUGGAAAGCCAGUGGUGCAAAAUCGAAGCUGAGAUUGCAUGUUCAAGAGUCUUUUAUGAAAAGGAGGAUGUAUUGCUCGUGGUAUUUUUGGAAGAAAUACCAGACUUCAGACUUUCUGCUUAUCACAAAUUACGGAAGCUGAUAAAGCAGAAUACAUACAUUAACUGGCCUGAAGACCCCGAGGGCAAUGAAUUCUUCUGGUUCAAGCUUCGGAAAGCAUUAGAUUCCGGUGCAUAUGAGGAGGACACAGUACAACUAGCUGUGGCUCAAUGACAACAUGGAGGGAAUGUAUUGUACAAAUGUAUUUUAUUUCCAGGAUCAGAAAUGAUGUCUAAAUCACAAGUAGUCUGACAAAUACGAUGUAUAUAUCUACACACGCAUUUAUCUAGACCAGUGUUUCCCAACCUUUUUCGGGUCAUGGCAGACCCCAGAAAAAACAUUUCCGCGGGGCACACCAAACAAAAAAAUCAUGAAAAACACCUCUAAAAAAGCCAAUUUGAGUAGUAUAAAGCUAACGUAAGCAGUAUGCAGUAUACCUAUAUCAUUAGUAGCAUUGUAGCAUUUAAAAUGAGAAAAAAAGCUUACCUUUGUGGUGGUCAAAAAUUUCUGGCCCAAGUUGGUUGCUCUCCCCCAGGCCCAUCAUCAUCAUCAUCAUCACCAUCACCAUCACCAUUAUUCCCUUUCCCCUAGGCCCAUCAUCAUCAUCCUCAUCCUCAUCACCAUCACCAUUAUUCCCUCUCCCCUAGGCCCAUCAUCAUCAUCAUCAGUAUCACAGGCACCAUUCCCUCCCAAUCAUCAUCCCCACCACCAUUAUUUCCUCUCCCCAGGGACCAUAAUCAUCAUCAUCAGUAUCACAAGCACCAUUAACUGCCCCCAAACAUCAUCAUCAUCACCAUUCCCUCUCCCCCAGGCCCAUGGCAAAUCCACUCACCCAUCCUCCCUCCCUCCUUCCUAUCAUUGUGUGACUCACAAUGUGUGACGAGCGUUGUGGACGGGCGUCGUGAACGGCGGGCGAGCCUUGUGAACGGCGGGUGGGCGGUCACACGGCAGCUGCUGCUGCUCCUCUACGGCUGGAAGCGCCCUGCGUCAUGGGCGGGACAGCCACAGGUGACGCAAUGCUCCUGGCCUUGCGAUCCCAGCAAAUCUGCAAGUAGAAUUAGGGAGUGGGGGGAAGGGGGGAGAGGGGGUUGGGGACGAUUUGGUGCCAGAGGAGGGGGAAAAAAUGCCCGCCAUGAUCGCCAGACAAAAAAGAUAAAAAAUAAAAAUCGCGGCCAAAAUCACGGGGCACACCGGCCGGUGCCGAAAGGCACCGCGGUUGGAAAUCACUGAUCUAGACAACAUGGAUCAAAAGUGUCUAUCAAAAUACAGAAGAAAUAAUAAAAUGCUGUAGAUCUUUAUUUGAUAUAAUAACUAUAUAAUAACUGUAUAAAAAGUGUCAAAUGUUCUAAUAUUCUUUGUGUGUUAAUUCAUUGGCCUUUUUA
This is a messenger RNA of Hyla sarda, 4297 nucleotides long. RefSeq names its product toll-like receptor 13. Gene Ontology annotation, biological process: inflammatory response; toll-like receptor signaling pathway; immune response. The record is from RefSeq and is a predicted model, not a curated record. The coding region runs from base 243 to 3089 and encodes 948 amino acids. NCBI's taxonomy places the organism in Eukaryota, Metazoa, Chordata, Amphibia, Anura, Hylidae. Gene Ontology annotation, molecular function: transmembrane signaling receptor activity; protein binding. Gene Ontology annotation, cellular component: membrane. The transcript has 3 exons.